This is a messenger RNA of Megalops cyprinoides (Indo-Pacific tarpon), 3511 nucleotides long. RefSeq names its product ER degradation enhancer, mannosidase alpha-like 3 (gene edem3). Bases 64 to 2715 code for a protein of 883 amino acids. The record is from RefSeq and is a predicted model, not a curated record. NCBI's taxonomy places the organism in Eukaryota, Metazoa, Chordata, Actinopteri, Elopiformes, Megalopidae. Gene Ontology annotation, molecular function: calcium ion binding; mannosyl-oligosaccharide 1,2-alpha-mannosidase activity. The transcript has 21 exons. Gene Ontology annotation, cellular component: membrane; endoplasmic reticulum. Gene Ontology annotation, biological process: mannose trimming involved in glycoprotein ERAD pathway; endoplasmic reticulum mannose trimming; carbohydrate metabolic process.
UCAGUCUGACGCAGUGCUCUGGCUGUUGUCGUGUGCCCAGUGUGUGGGCUCCACACAGCCAGCAUGACGUUGCUGCUGCUGCUGCUGCUGCUGGGCUCCUGCCUCAGGCUGGGAUUUGCCAUGCCACAUGAGGAGAGGCACAGACUGAGGAAUCAGGUGGUGGAGAUGUUUGACCAUGCUUAUCAGAACUACAUGGACCACGCGUACCCGGCCGACGAGCUGAUGCCCCUGACAUGCCGUGGCAGAGUGCGGGGUCUGGAGCCAAGCCGGGGUGAUGUGGACGACGCGCUGGGCAAGUUCUCUCUCACCCUUGUUGACACCCUGGACACUCUGGCGCUUUUAAAUAAGACGACGGAGUUUGAAGCUGCAGUGAGGAGAGUGCUGUCAGAUGUGCGACUGGACAACGAUGUUGUGGUGUCUGUCUUUGAGACCAACAUCCGUGUGCUUGGAGGGCUGCUUGGGGGCCACUCCAUGGCUGUUAUGUUGAGGGAGAGGGGCCACCACAUGCUCUGGUACCAGGAUGAGCUGCUUCACAUGGCCAAGGAGCUGGGGCUGAGACUGCUGCCCGCCUUCAACACCAGCAGCGGCCUGCCCUACCCCAGGGUGAACUUACGCCAUGGUGUCAGGGGUCCUGAGACUCGAACGGGCACAGAAACGGACACCUGCACUGCCUGUGCGGGCACCAUCAUCCUUGAAUUUGCAGCUCUGAGCCGCUUCACUGGAGACCCAGUGUUUGAGGUUCAUGCACGACGGGCUCUGGACUUCCUGUGGGAGAAGCGGCAGAGACACAGCAAUCUGGUGGGAACGACCAUCAACAUCCACUCUGGAGAGUGGGUCCGCAGGGAAAGUGGCGUUGGGGCAGGAAUCGACUCGUACUACGAGUACCUGCUGAAGGCCUACAUCCUCCUGGGGGAUGAUCUCUUCUUGCAGCGCUUCAACAUUCACUACGCAUCUAUAAUGAAGUACAUCAGCCAGCCUCCUCUCCUGCUGGACGUGCACAUCCACAAGCCCCUCCUUCCUGCACGCACAUGGAUGGACUCGCUGCUGGCCUUCUUCCCUGGGUUGCAGGUGUUGAAAGGAGACAUCCGUCCCGCUAUAGAGACUCAUGAAAUGUUGUAUCAAGUCACCAAGAAGCACAAUUUCCUGCCUGAGGCAUUCACCACAGAUUUCCAUGUGCACUGGGCCCAGCACCCCUUGAGGCCCGAGUUUGCAGAGAGCACCUACUUCCUGUACAAGGCCACGCGGGACCCAUACUACCUUGAGGUCGGGCGCUCCGUGCUGGAGAACCUGAACCGCUUUGCACGCGUCCCUUGCGGCUUUGCGGCCAUGAAGGAUGUCCGCACAGGCAGCCACGAGGACCGUAUGGACUCUUUCUUCUUGGCGGAGAUGUUUAAGUAUCUGUUCCUGCUGUUCGCCGAAGCUGAGGACCUGCCCUUUGACGUGGAGGACUACAUCUUCACCACCGAGGCCCACCUCUUGCCCCUAUCCCUCUCCACUACCCCUCUUGUGCGAGCGCCCCCUGCUGGCAACACCACAACAGGGGAGGAUCUGGAUGACUCAAACUUUGACUGGUCCUGCCCCAACACCCGCUUACUGUUCCCUGACCCAGCCUUCCCCCGCAGCUUUCGAGAACCAAUCAGAAACGCCGUGGAUAAGAACUGUCCCCGCCCUGCGCUUCGUGGUGAGCCCGGUGCAGGCCGGCCCCCUCUGCGGGCGCGGGACUUCAUGGCCAGUAACCCUGAGCACCUGGAGCUGCUGCGCCGCAUGGGGGUCAGUCUCAUCCACCUGAAGGAUGGCAGAGUGCAGCUGGUGCAGCACGCCACACAGGCGGUCAGCCCCAUGGCGGCGGAGGACGGCCUGCGUUUCAUGCAGGAGAUGAUGGAGCUGUCCAGCCAGCAGCAGAAGGAGCAGCUCCCGCCCCGCGCCGUGCAGAUCGUCUCACACCCCUUCUUCGGCAGAGUGGUGCUGACCGCCGGGCCGGCGCAGUUUGGCACGGACCUGUCCAAAAGCAAAACCGGGGUCCAGGGCUUUGUGGCGGUGGCCGAGCCGUACAGCGGCUGCUCGGAGCUCAGCAACGGCGACCUGCUGGCCGGGCGCAUUGCACUGCUGCAGCGGGGACAGUGCAUGUUCGCCGAAAAGGCCAGACACAUCCAGAGGGCUGGGGCCAUCGGGGGCAUAGUCAUCGACGACACUGAAGGCAGCAGCAGCGACACGGCGCCGCUCUUCCAGAUGGCCGGCGACGGCCGCAGCACGGAUGACAUCACCUUGCCCCUCCUCUUCCUGUUCCACAAGGAGGGCAACAUCCUGCUGGAGGCGCUGAGAGAGUACAGGGAGGUGGAGGUGCUCCUGAGCGACAAGGCCAGAGACAGAGCAGCCAUAUUAAAGGGUAAACCCCUGCCCGGCUCCAUCCUGGACAGCAGUGUGGACAGACAGGAAGAGGAGGAGGACUGCUCGCUGGAGGAGAGGGACCACGCUGUGCCUGACCCCUCCGCACCUCCCAGCCAGCCGCACGUGGGCACCAAACAGCAUGGCGAAUCGGCUGACAGCACAGACGAGUGCAGGCAGGGGGACGGGCCCGGUGAUGAUGAAGGCACAGAGAAGGGGGAGGAGCCUGCGCUGGAGGAGGACGCUGGCGGCCAGUCUGUUGAGACUCUGCUCAGUGAUUGGAAGGAGGACUUAGAGGCGUUCCAGCAAAUGGAAAAAGAUGAGCUUUGACAGGGCCCUCCCCUUUCUCCUUCUCUGGACUUGGCGGUAUGAUGCCACAAGCUGCAGGCCCAGCUGACUGCCCCGUUUGUGGUAGACACUGAGCUCGGGGGAGCAUUGUGAUGAGGAAUGGUCACCUGAGUCACCUGACCUCACGUCAGCCCUUGCCUCCAGGCCCCCACAGUUCUCAUUGGUCCCUUGGUUUGUCCCUUCAUUCCCCCUCACUGAGCCCAGAACAUAUUGGAUCCCUGACAUCUGCUGGGAACAUGGAGGCCACACCAUUCUCACUGUUGUAGUUUCUUUGUCAUGGCUCUAUGUCUUCCUUAUUCCAUAUGCAUUUCUGGAUCAAAGAGACACGGGUAUAAAUUGUGAAUGUAGAUUGAGUGGUUUACUGUUUGUUGACUCUAAUAAUCUGGUUUAUUGAAAAAUGAAAUGUUUAUUAAUCUGAUAGGAGGGGUUGGUACAUAGCUGUUGAAGCGUGAGUGACUGCGGUGACAUGCAGUCCCAGUGCAACAGCUGUUAUUCUGCACACUCGUGUGUAAUUAAGAAUGUUUACGUAUGUAAAUAUGUUUGUGUCUUCCAUUGUCGAAAGAACUAGAAGUGCAGUACUUUGAUCUGGUGCUAGUUGGUCUGAUUGAGUGGUUUUAGCUCGGGGCUCAGUUUUCUCUCCUGGCACAGCUCUUUUCUCAGCGGUGAUGUCAUAGAGUAUGGAAAGUUGACAGUAUCGCAAUAUUCCCACCAGAGGGCGGUGUUGCUCACUUUUUCCAAAGUAUUGUAUCUCACUGAAACCAUAAAUUGGACAAAAAAA